AUGAGAUAGAAAGUACAAAGGAUAUAAAUAAAAUAAAAAAUUAAAAUAAAAUAAAACUAAGAAAUAAAAAAUAUAAAGAACUAUCAAGCCAAACAAAGGGGAAACAAACAAACAAUCAAUCAAGCAAAAUAAUAGAAUAAAGAAGAUAGAAAACAAAAAAAAUAUAAGAAAACUACUGAAAAGAUGAGUUUGUUGCGCAGUGACAAGAUGGCUUACUACAACAUAGUCAUCCCUAGGGAAAGUGCUUGGGAAGUUUUAAAUCAAUUAGGUUAAGUUUAAGUAGUUCAAUUUGAGGACUAAAACGCUCACGAAAGUCAUAUGAGCAGAGUCUUCACUCCAUAGAUCAAAAGAGCUGAAGAUAUAUUAAAUCAAAUACAUAUAAUCCAUAACUUAAUGGUCGCAAAAUAAAAAGAAGUUACCAAGUGUGACAAUAUUCAAGCCUACCUUGACGUUUUAGAAGUCUAUCUCAGAGGCAGAGAAAAAGCCUAUCACACAUUUAUAGAUGACGUUGAAAGCUAGGUUAAAGAUGCUUUUGCCAAAUUAAACGAGUAGACCUUUACUUUGGAAAGUCUUACCUCAAAAUAUUAUAGUCUUAUCGAAUACAGUAACGUCUUAAGAAAAUUCAAAGAAAAAGUUGUUGACCAAAGAAUUAUGUCAGGUUUAGACAACAUCGCUAUCAAUCCUUUGGAAUUGGCUGAAGAAGGUAAAGAAGAAGAAAAUCCUUUAGCCAGUGCUUCCAAGCUAUUUUACAUUACUGGUACUAUCAACAAAGAAGAUACCUUAAGAUUUAAGAAAAUCAUUUUUAGAACAACCAAAGGUAACAGUUGGGUCUUCACUUCAGAAAUCCCCUACGAUUAAGGUGAAUUCAAAGAAGGCUUUUAAAAAUCAGUUUUUAUUGUUGCUUUCAGUGGUGGUAGUGGUGUCUUGAAAUCAAAACUCAAUAGAGUUUGUGAUUCAUUCAAUGCCAGCAAGUACUCAAUGCCAAGAGAUCCUAACGGUUAUAAUAGCAAAUUUUUAGAAAUUCAAUAGCAAAUCAGUGAUACUAGAUAGUUAAUGAGAUUGACUGAAAACGCUUUGAAUAACGUUUUAGAUGAAUGGAUUUAACCUAGAAUCGGUAACUAAUGCUCUUAUAUUGAAGAACUUAGAUUAUUUGUAGUCAAGGAGAAAUACAUUUACACCAAUAUGAAUAUGUUAACAGUCAAGAGUGCUGUUUUUGGUGGUUAUUUCUGGUGUCCCGAAGAACAAGACCAUGCUGUGCUUAAAGCUAUUGACAAAGUUAGAACCAAUAACCCUAAUAUUGGUAUGACUGAAGUCAAAAAGUAAGAGAGACCUUCUCAUUUGGAACCUCCCACUCACUUCAGAACUAAUGAUGUUACUGCUCCUUUCUAAGAAAUCGUUAACACAUAUGGUAUCCCUCGUUAUAGAGAAGUUAACCCUGGUUUAUUCUGUAUUAGUAUGUUCCCUCUUAAGUUCGGUAUUAUGUUUGGUGAUAUUGGUCAUGGUGGUGCCCUCUUUGCUUUUGGUGCUUGGCUUGUAUACAAAGGAAAAGAAUUACUUAACACUCCUUUAGCAGCUUUAUUCCCAGCUAGAUAUUUAUUAGCUUUAAUGGGUCUUUUUGCUUUCUAUUGUGGUUUAAUCUAUAAUGAUUUUCUCGCUCUUCCUAUUAAUCUUUUUGGUUCUUGCUAUUACAAUGUCCACCAUGAUGGUGAAGUUCACGAAGGCUAAGCCCAUUAUACUAUUGAAAAACAUGAAAAUUGUGUCUAUCCUUUAGGUUUUGAUCCUAAGUGGUACAUUUCAAACAAUGAACUCAACUUCUUUAAUUCAUUCAAGAUGAAGUUUGCUGUUAUUUUCGGUGUAGCUCAAAUGUCUUGGGGUAUUUUCUUAAAAGGUUUAAAUUGCAUUCAUUUCGAUCUUUGGGUUGAUUUGAUCUUCGAAUGGUUACCCCAAAUGGUUUUCUUAUUAUCUACUUUUGGUUACAUGUGUUUCAUGAUUAUCUUCAAGUGGGUAAGCCAAUAUGAAGAAGGAUAUUUGGCACCCUCUAUUAUUAAUUAAAUGAUCAAUUUACCUUUAAAGAUGGGUCAAGUCUCUACUUUCAAUGGUACUCCCACUCCUCUCUUUAAUGACUCAAAGUUCUAAGAAGAGUUAUAAUACAAUCUUCUCAUUAUAUCUGUCGCUUGUGUUCCUAUUAUGCUUUUAAUUAAGCCCCUAUUCUUCUUGUUAAAGAAAAAACCCUAACACUAAGAAGUUCAUGAUGAAAGUGAACCCUUAUUAUAAUCUCACGCUCCUCCUAGUCACGAUGAUCACGAUUUUAAUGAAGUUUUUGUCCACUAAGUUAUUGAAACUAUUGAAUUCGUUCUCGGUUCUGUUUCUAACACUGCAUCUUACUUGCGUCUGUGGGCUUUGAGUUUAGCUCACGGUUAACUUGCUAAGGUCUUCUUUGAAAAAACUAUUGGUGGAGGUAUUGUUGGAGGCAGUGCUUUAUAAAUUAUUAUUGGUUGGUUCCUUUUCUUAAAUAUCUCAUUUGCUGUACUUAUGUGUAUGGAUCUUAUGGAAUGCUUUUUGCAUGCUCUUCGUCUCUAAUGGUAAUUACUUUUACAAAAUUUUGUUUUAAUUGAUUAUUAAAUUUUAAAAAAUCUAUUCAGGGUCGAAUUCUAAACUAAGUUCUACAAAGCAGAUGGUUAUAAAUUUGAGCCUUUCAGUUUUGUUGAUGCUUUAAAUCGUGCUAAUGAAGCUGAAUAAGCAAAGUGA
Molecule: messenger RNA, 2748 nt
Organism: Tetrahymena thermophila SB210
Lineage: Eukaryota; Ciliophora; Oligohymenophorea; Hymenostomatida; Tetrahymenidae
Product: V-ATPase A subunit 9-2 isotype of the V0 sector
Exons: 8
Biological process (GO): vacuolar acidification; proton transmembrane transport
Cellular component (GO): vacuolar proton-transporting V-type ATPase complex; vacuolar proton-transporting V-type ATPase, V0 domain
Molecular function (GO): ATPase binding; proton-transporting ATPase activity, rotational mechanism
Source: RefSeq, a predicted model, not a curated record